AGUGCGUAUCAAUACGAGAAAAGAGAAAAGGUUAUAGAGACCGAGUCAAAGAGAGAGAAAGAGAAAGAAGGUGGGAGAUGAGAGAGAGAGAGAAAAAUGAAGAACUAGCACAGGAAGUCACUGAGGUCUCAGUAAACUCCCUAAGCAGAGCAAAACAUGUGUGUGUGUGCACGGUCUGACGUGCGGUGUGCGUGUGAGGGACAUCUCGAUGUAACUCUGCCUGAGGUUUCAGUAGCCGCCUGUUGUGCUGCGAAGACACACGAAUACACACGCAGGCGUCUCGUGAAAGCAUCUUUUGGAGUUUAUAUGAUCGCUCCACACUGUGAAAGGAGUGGCUUUGGAUGGUGUCAGACUUCAAGAAGUCGAUGAGAGUCAUUUCUACGGAGACAUUGUUCUUUGAGAGUCUAUAGUCUCGCUGAAGGUGUGCGUGAGUGCCCAACGUCAACUUGCACCUGACACCAUGGGAAACAGUGGGGAGGAAGGGAAGCUACACCGGCGUCUUUCGCGACUCGGCAGCCGCCACCAGAACAGGGAUCCUCCGAGGCCCCCGCCUCAGGCCGACAAACCCCCCACGCCCGCCGCACCGACCCCCCGGCCCCCGGAGGUGGCCCCUAAACCAGCCGAGGCAGCCCAGAAGGCCCCAGAGGCAGCACCCAAACCGCCCGUAGUGGCCCCCAAACCAGUAGAGGCCCCCAAACCGAGCCUCCCUCCCCGACCCCUGAAGAGAGAGUUCCUGUGUGAGACCCACGGCAAUGCCAUCUUACAGGGUUUGAACUCUUUCCGAUGUGAUGAGACGCUGUGUGAUGUGACCCUGGUGCCAGGAGACAGCAGCAAGACCUUUCCUGUGCACAGAGCCAUCAUGGCCUCCGCCAGUGACUACUUCAAAGCCAUGUUCACAGGCGGAAUGCGAGAGCAGGAGCUGAAGGAGAUUAAGCUUCACGGUGUGAGCAGCGCGGGGCUGAAGAACAUAAUCGACUUCAUCUACACGUCGCGACUGGACCUGAGUGUGGGCAGCCUGCAGGACACUCUGGAGGCGGCCAGCUUCCUACAGGUCCUACCCGUGCUGGACUUCUGCAACCAGCUGCUCAGCAGCGAGAUCACCAUUGAAAACUGCGUAGAGGUGGAGCGAAUAGCCACAGACCUGCUCCUGGAGGAUGUCCAGACCCACGUCGGCGACUUCGUGCGGGACAACUUCCGGGAGCUGGUGCAGAGCGGACACUUCCUGCAGCUCUCCGAGUCCAGCAUGGCGCACGCGCUCGCCAGCGACGGCCUCAAGGGCCUCUCGGAGAUGGAGCUGUACCGCGCGGCCCGCACCUGGAUCGCCCACGACCCGCCCACCCGCCACCCGUCCGCCUACACCCUGCUGCGCCACAUCCGCUUCCCCCUCAUGAGCCCCUCCGAGCUGCUCCAGAUCUCCCAGGAACAGGACCAGAGCGAGAGCACCGGCGCUGGGUCCGCCGCCGCGGCUAACGCUAAUGCUAAAGCUAACGCUAAUGCUAAAGCUGACGCGCCGCCGCGGGGGCCGCCGCUGAUGCGCUCGGACACGGCGUGCGUCAACCUGCUCCUGGAGGCCAGCAACUACCAGAUGCUGCCCUUCAUGCAGCCGGUGCUGCAGACCGAGCGCACGCGCAUCCGCUCCGACGCCGUGCGGCUGCUCGCGCUCGGCGGCGUCAUGCGCCACCAGCUGGUGGUCAGCCGCGAGCUGCGCUUCUACGAGGAGCCCGAGGGCGCGAGGAGGGGGGAGGACGACGGAGCGGGGGGGAGGGGAGACGUCUGCGGCUUCGGUGAGGUGGCGGGAGGAGGAGGAGGAGGAGGAGGAGGAGGCGCGAGCGGAAGCUGGCGGGCGCUGCAGCCGAUGGAGGUGCCGCGCUACCAGCACGGCGUGGCGCUGCUCGGGGGCUUCCUGUUCAUCGUCGGGGGCCAGAGCACGUACGACACCAAGGGCAAGACGGCGGUGGACAGCGCCUACCGCUACGACCCGCGCUUCGACCGCUGGCUCCAGGUGGCCUCGCUCAACGAGAAGAGGACCUUCUUCCACCUGAGCGCGCUCAGCGGGAAACUGUACGCCGUCGGAGGCCGCAACGCCACCGGGGAGAUCGGUUCGGUGGAGUGCUACAGCCUCAACAAAAAUGAGUGGACCUUUGUGCAGCCGAUGGUUGAACCCCAUUAUGGCCAUGCUGGAGCAGUCCACGCAGGUCUGAUGUAUGUCUCAGGGGGCAUUACCAAGGACACCUUCCAGAAGGAGAUGUGGUGCUACGACCCCGACUGUGACCUCUGGAGUCGGCGUGCGGACAUGAUGGACCUGCGGGGGCUGCACUGCAUGUGCACGCUGGGCGACCGCCUCUACGUCAUGGGCGGCAACCACUUCCGCGGCGCCAACGACUACGACGACGUGCUGGGCUGCGAGUACUACAGCCCGGCCAGCGACCAGUGGACCGCGGUGGCGGCCAUGCCGCGGGGACAGAGCGACGUCGGCGUGGCCGUCUUCGAGGGCCGCAUCUACGUGGUGGGGGGCUACUCGUGGAACAGCCGCUGCAUGGUGGACAUCGUGCAGCGCUACGACCCCGAGGGCGACGAAUGGGACCACGCCUUCAACGUGCUGGAGCCGCUCGGGGGCAUCCGGGCGUGCACCAUGACCGUGCACCGGCCCCAGGGGCCCGCCGCCGAGGCCCAGAUACAAGAGUGCCCUCUACUGGACACCAAGAACUGAGCGGGGGUGUGCGUGUGCGGGAGGGGUCAAGUGUCUGGGCCUGGGAAAUAUCAGCCAUGGUUUCAGAGUGUAGAAGUUGAGAUCUUUUGAAGGUGGACAAUCACAUUGACUGCUGUCAUUCAAACUGUGGUGACACUUUUUUUUGGGGGGGGGGAUAAAAUGUCCCAAACCAGCAAAUCUGAAUCUGAAAGCCUAUGGGCCUUUUUGUGUGAGUUCAAAGCUAAUUUUCAGAUUUGUACCAGUUGAAAACGGCAGUGCUGUACAAUGCAAAGCCAGUGCAAAUGAUUUCUAUUCAUUCGAGAAUCUUACCAAAGCGUCACACUGAACAAAGGUUGAGGCUGACAGACAUUCUCAGCCCAUACAUGGGUGAAAUGGGCGGCCAUUUGGUUUCACAUUGUGUUGUGCUCCUAAGUUGGAAGUCCAGUCAGCACGAAAACUGUCUGGGGAGGAUGGCGUGGGUGUCUAUCACAAAUGCAGUCUGUAUAAUGUUGUUUUUUUAUUGCUGGGAAUGAUCUUUGUUCUUAGUAUCAGCCCAAUUACGCUGAUACGAGACAGAACAUGUUAUCUUUAGCCCUAUACUGUACAUUACCUGCACUCACUGUGGGUUUCACUUUUACCGUACUCAUGCCCCUCGUAGGUGUCCUCUGUAAAAAACUGUAAGAAACUGUAAGAAACACAGUGAAUUCAUGUUUAGUCUCGUAGCGGUGUUACAGUCAUAUCACUACUGCAGCGUCUGUUCUCUGUUCUUCUGCAAGCGUGCUAUUCGAAACGUGAAGUGAAACCUGCUCUUUGCCUUGGUUGACUCUGAUCAAACUGUGAUGGCCUAAAAAUCGACAGAUUGUUUUCUGUGAUAUAAGCUUGUUUAUAGCCUUAUGACAAGGACAUUGAUACUUAGUUUAACAUGGUUUGUGUGUAUUUUUCCAAAAUGUUUGAAGUAUUUUUUUAUAUUUUUGAAGACAUUUGUUUGCACUGUUUGUAUUUUUUAAUAAAAGAUCAAACAAAUGUAGAUGUGAAAACAAACAUACACACACAUACUGCGUUAGCCUGGCUCCGCAUCCUACUUCCGUUCAAUUUUCAUUUCCCUUCAGUACGACGUCUGGGUCUGCAGGUUUUUUCAAGCCAAAAAUGUGCAGGUCCAAUCCAAAAGGGUCAAAGUGGCCAUAAUGAAAUAUGUACAAGAGUUUGGUAGGACCAGGCUAAUACAGUGUAUCUCUCGGUCAAAAAUCUUAUUUAAAGUUAGUGAUUACAGAGUUAGAGACCUCAUUUCUUUGCAGUUUGAUAUCUUACCCCCAACUUCCAACAACAAACCUGAAAUUGUGAAUCAAUCAAUAUCUUUGUUUAUUUGACUGAAACCUUUUCAUAAAUUUCUUUCUCAUUCUUUCUUUCUUUCUUUCUUUCUUUCUUUCUCUCUCUCUCUCUCUCUCUUAUUUCCCUUGAAGUGUGAGGAAUCACUCACUGUCCUCCAGAUUAGCUGUUAAAACAAGUCAUGCGUCAAACAACUCUCUGUCAAGGUUUGCACAUGCCAGCUCGAUGCCAGUGAUCUGUAGGCUCAAGGCUAAAGUGUGGAGCUAGUCUAAACAAGCUAGUCAAACUCAUCUUCUCAUGGGGCAGCUGAGCCACAGGACUCUAGAAGUCAACUGUACAAGAUAAUCUGAUAUGUAUGAAUAUCAGAUUAUCUUGCAUAGUACAAUAUUGUAUAUGGUGCCUGGUUAAUGAAUAUUACUUUUACUGAUUUAUGUUAAAAUGUUUGUUAUAAAAUUACAUUGUUGCAAAAAAUGUGAAAGGAUGGAUUUUAGUAAAGAUGUGAGCCUGUUGUGCAUGCAAU
Sardina pilchardus (European sardine) is the source of this 4535-nucleotide messenger RNA. Its product is annotated as kelch-like protein 9. Gene Ontology annotation, molecular function: cullin family protein binding; ubiquitin-protein transferase activity. The coding region runs from base 461 to 2710 and encodes 749 amino acids. Gene Ontology annotation, cellular component: Cul3-RING ubiquitin ligase complex. The record is from RefSeq and is a predicted model, not a curated record. Gene Ontology annotation, biological process: regulation of cytokinesis; protein ubiquitination. The transcript has 8 exons. Lineage: Eukaryota; Metazoa; Chordata; Actinopteri; Clupeiformes; Clupeidae.